AUGGGGGUGCCCGGAGACCCUUGUGACAUCCCAGCCCCUGCCCUGCCCGUGGGUGUUGGAGGGGCAACAGAGCCCUGGGGUGCCCACAACCAGGAGAGCCGCUCUCUCAGGAGGAAGCUGCUCCCUGGAUCUCUCUGCGAGAGAGAACGAGAAGAGUUUUUGGAGGAGAUUAAGACGGAGAUGGACAAGCGCAACUCCCAGCCCAGCCCGGGGCGAGCUCCAAGCCUGCCCAGGCCAAAGGACACGAGGAAGAUGGAGAUUUUUGAGGAGGAGAGGAAGAUGGAGAGGGAAGAGAUCAGGAAGAUGAAGAUAGCACCCCCUCUCUCCCCACAGCCGCCCAUCCAGGUGUACGGGCUGGAAGGGCGCUAUGCCACCGCCCUGUACUCUGCAGCCAGCAAGCAGAAGAAGCUGGAGCAGGUGGAGAAGGAGCUGAGCCGGGUGUGGACCCUGCUGAAGGACCCCAAGCUGUCCAGCGUGGUGAUGAACCCUCACACCAAGAGCACAGUGAAGCAGAAAGCCGUGAGCGACGCCUUGGCGAGGGAGAAGAUGUCCCCCAUCACUGUCAACCUGAUGAACCUGCUGGCCGAGAACGGGCGCCUGCGCCACACCCCGGACAUCGUGGCCGCCUUCGGCAAGAUGAUGAGCGCGGUGCGAGGGGAGGUGCUGUGCACCGUCACCACGGCUCAGCCCUUGGAUGAGGCCAACCUGACUGAACUAAAAAGUGCUCUGAAUGGAUUCCUGGCUAAGGGAGAGGUCUUGAAGCUGGAGACCAAGACUGACCCGUCGAUCCUCGGGGGCAUGAUCGUCAACAUCGGGGAAAAGUACGUGGACAUGUCAACGAGGUCCAAAAUUCAGAAACUCACCAAGAUCAUGAGAGAGACUGUCUAGAGAGCUGUCCUGGUCAUUCCCAAGGAAACCUGGCUGAUGGAGACAAUAAAAUUCUUCCUUCUCGAG
Molecule: messenger RNA, 954 nt
Organism: Empidonax traillii (willow flycatcher)
Lineage: Eukaryota; Metazoa; Chordata; Aves; Passeriformes; Tyrannidae
Product: ATP synthase subunit O, mitochondrial-like
Exons: 7
Coding region: 1-888 (295 amino acids)
Biological process (GO): proton motive force-driven mitochondrial ATP synthesis
Cellular component (GO): membrane
Molecular function (GO): proton-transporting ATP synthase activity, rotational mechanism
Source: RefSeq, a predicted model, not a curated record